Molecule: messenger RNA, 2581 nt
Organism: Lolium perenne
Lineage: Eukaryota; Viridiplantae; Streptophyta; Magnoliopsida; Poales; Poaceae
Source: RefSeq, a predicted model, not a curated record
AUGGGCGCCUAUAAAUGGGCGCCAGGAAGACGCUCAAAUUCAUCAACACAGACCACCACCACCACGCACAGCAGCACUGAUAAGCUAGCUAACCAAAAGCUAAACAUGUUGCAGUCUGCUCCUCCUCCAAUGGCGUCCCCCCAACCUGUGAGUUUGCUAGUUCUCCUCGGGACGGUCGGCUCCGCCGUGCUCGCCAUUCUGCUGGUGGCACUUAGCACGUACGGUCGCCGCUGCCGCCACCCGGCGCUCCGCUUCUUCGUCUGGGGCGCCUCCGUCGCCUUCAUCCCCCUCGCCUCCUCCGCCAUCUCCGCCUUGCUGCAGCAGAGGAAGACGGACCGAGACCGACAUGAACAGUACUGCGAAGAGAUCAAUCCGGCGGACUGCGCGCCAUUCCCGAAAGGCGGCGAGAGUCCGGAGGUCCAGAUCAUGUGGACGAUCCUCCUGUGGGCAGUGAUCAUGGUUAUCAUCAGGGGCAAAGCCGACACCGCCGCGGCCUCCGCAGCCACCGCCGCCGCCACGCCUUCCACCGGAGACGUCAGCGUCGACGGUCAGAAGGUCCGGAUCCCCGUUGAGCUCCUCGCUAAGUACGCCUUCGUGGCGUGGCUAAUCGUCGUCUGCAUGCCGGAGGCAGAAUGGCUGGGAUUUGCUAGAAAAUCCAUCUUCGUCGUGUUCUUUCUCCUCGGCUUUGCCAAGGUGGUGCUCAAGCUGGUCGCCUUCUUCCUGGCGAGCGACUCCUACGCCGUCGGCAAGAACGCGCGGCUCGUGUCCGGCUACAUGGCGCAGCUCGUCGAGGAAGGCGCCGUGGAGGGCCAUGGACACGUGCCCCCUUACCUGGUGAUGGGGGAGAACAAGGAUGACGUCGAGGCUACCCCCGAGGGCUACCGCAUCAAUCGCGGCGCCAUCGAUAACAAGCUCGGCGCCCUCGUGACGCUCGACCGCGUGUGGCGGCAGUCCGAUCACGGCGACGGCCUCCUCGGCAAGCACCUGGAGCUGAGGGACCUCUGCCUCUCCUUCUCCCUCUUCAAGAACCUCCGGCGGCGGCUAUCGGGGUACCCCAUCGCCGAGGAAGGGACCAGCAGCGCCCUCGACUUCGUGCUCAGAGGCUUGGACGCGUCCGGCAAAGGAGGCGCUGAUGCCGACCGCGUGUUCCGAGUUCUGGUGGACGAGCUCUGGUUCGCCAGUGAUUUCUUCUACUCCGCGCUCCCGCUGUGCUCCUUCAGCGGCUGGUGCGCCGCCCUCAGCUACCUCCUCUCCGUCCUCAUCAUCGCCGGAGCUAUCGGCGUGGGAUAUGUGUAUCACGACUCUAGAGUGAUCGUCUUCAACAAAACGGGUCCGCUGUCCGAUGCCGAGCUGGCGCAAAAUGCAAACUACCUGAUCACUCUCUUCCUCUUGUUCGCCACCGUUCUCACGGAGACCUGCGAGAUCACGGCCGGCGUCUGCUCCAACUGGACCAAAAUGGCCUUGCUUGGUACCUACAUCGGACAUGGCUCGCCGUCGCCGGGAUUCACGCAGGCGGUGCUGGAGGCCGUGCUGCGGCUCAAGCCUGCCAAGCGCUGGCGCAACAAGAUCGGGCAGAACUCGGUGCUGGAGCCCCGGCGUUUCGGCAAGCGAUCCGGGCUCUUCUCGGACAAACUUUACGGGCGCGCGGGGCUGAUGAGGUCCGUGCAAGUCUCGCCGGCCGUGAAGGAUGCGGUGCUCAGGUCGCUCAAGAUCAGCUAUGGGGGACUGGACAAAGGAGGCGGCACGGCGGCGCCGAGAUUCGCAGUUAGCGGCAUGGCCGCCUCGGCCUGGGCGUGGCCGGCCAACGGCACCCAGGAAACCUUAAGCAGCACCACGGAGCAUAUCCUCGCUUGCCACAUCGGCACGAGGCUCUUCGAGAUGAAGUACUCGCACACGGCGUGCCCAACGUUGGCGGCGGCCGACAAGACCGCGGCCUGCCACCUGUCGCACUACUUCUCAUACCUGGUGGCGGCCGCUCCGGGGUUGCUGCCGGACAGCACCGCGUGGACCGAGAAACGGUACAAGGAAGUGGCGGAGGACGUGAAGGCGGCGCUGGGGGAGGACGUCGCCGACGGCGCCAGCGAGUCCGCCGCGGAGAGGUACGAGCGGCUUGUGAAGGAGCUGAGCGCGGGCUCUCGGGACAAGGUGCUGCGCCGCGGCGCCGAGCUUGGGCGGCUCCUGGUGGAAGCGUACGUGGGCGAAGAGGCGGCGGCGUGGCGGUUCCUGGCCGACUUCUGGUCGGAGAUGGUGCUGUUCGUCGCGCCGUCGCAGAACGUCAAGGGCCACGUCGAGGCCAUGGGCCGUGGCGGCGAGUUCGUCACGCUCGUCUGGGCGCUUCUCCUGCAUGCGGGCGUCACGGAUAGGGCCGAUACGCCUCACCGUAGUAGCAUCCCAUGAAGUGGGGAAGUCGUCACGUAAUAGGGAGUAGUAAUUUUGUUCCAUUUCAUACACAUCUUUCAAUUUUUGUAGGAAAGUAUUUUGUUUUAUGUUUUAGACGACCCGUCCUUUGUCAUAAGUUUUUGUUAUAAUGUAAAUCAAAAUCUUAAUAUAGAGAGCCUCUUCUUCUUUAACUAAGGAGGAU